AUGACCCACAUCAAAGAUUUCCUCGCCGGAAUCUUGAACUCCGGCAUUGUGGUCGGAGUCAAAUCUCGAAACUCCACCACAGAAACCAUCACAGUUUCAGCCGCUCACGCCGUCGUAAGAUCAUCAUGCAGCGCCACGUUGUACCCAGACCUAUGCUAUUCCGUCAUCAGCAGCCACCCAGGUAUGCACAAAAAUAUCAAAAAACAAAAGGAUGUGAUCGAGCUUGCUGUUAAUAUAACAACUAAUGCCGUCGAACAUAACUACUUCCAUAUAAAGAAGCUCACCACUCGCAAAGGUCGGUCGCAGCGCCAGAUCGCCGCCCUUCACGACUGCCUGGAGAUGGUAUCGGAGACAUUGGACGAGCUCCACGAUGUCAUGAAGGACCUCGAAGAGUAUCAAACCAAGAGAUCGCUCAGACAGCAUGCCGACGACCUCAAGACGCUAAUGAGUUCCACCUUAACCAACCAGGAAACGUGUCUCGACGGCUUCUCCCACGACACGGCGGACAAGAACCUCCGGAGAUCUCUGAAAAAAAGCAAUGACUGGGUGGAGAAAAUGUGCAGCAAUGCAUUGGCCAUGAUUUGUAACAUGACGAGUAUAGAUUUGGCGAAUGAGAGGAAGCUUAACGGGAGGAACUUGAAGGAGGAGGUGAAUAAUGUAUGGCCGGAGUGGUUUUCAGCUGGGGACAGGAGGUUGUUGCAGUCAGAGACGGCGGUGACGCCAGACGUUGUGGUUGCUGCGGAUGGUAGUGGAGACUAUGACACGGUGGCUGCUGCGGUGGAAGCAGCGCCGAAGAAGAGCAAGACAAGGUACGUGAUUAGGAUUAAAUCCGGGGUAUAUCGGGAAAAUGUGGAGGUGGCGAAAAGCAAAACUAACAUAAUGUUUAUGGGAGAUGGAAGAAACGAUACCAUCAUCACCGGAAACCUGAGCGUGAAAGGAGGAACCACCACCUUCAAGUCCGCCACCGUCGCUAUCGUAGGUGAUGGGUUCUUGGCUCGAGACAUAACAUUUGAAAACACCGCCGGAGCUGAAAACCACCAAGCGGUUGCUCUCCGUGUGGGCUCAGAUUUCUCCGCUUUUUAUCAAUGCGACAUUUUGGGACACCAAGACACUCUUUACAUCCACCGUAAUCGUCAAUUCUACAUCAACUGCUUGAUCGCCGGCACCAUUGAUUUCAUCUUCGGCAACGCAGCGGCGGUGUUCCAAGACUGCGACAUCCAUGCACGCCUCCCUGGACCCGGUCAAAAGAACAUGCUCACAGCCCAUAGUCGAACCGACCCUAACCAAAACACCGGGAUUGUGAUUCAAAAGUGCAGGAUCGGAGCCACUUCUGAUCUCCAACCGGUGAUAGGGGAUUUUCCGACGUAUCUAGGGCGGCCGUGGAAAGAGUUUGCAAGGACGGUGGUGAUGCAGUCGGUGGUUAGCGGUGUGAUUCAUGAAGCUGGAUGGCAUGAGUGGAAUGGGGACUUUGCAUUGAACACGUUGUAUUAUGGUGAGUACGAGAACACAGGUGAAGGGUCGGAGACUUCUGGUAGAGUAAAAUGGGAAGGUGUCAAGGUGAUUACGAAUGCUUCGGAGGCUGAAGUGUUUGCCCCAGAAAACUUCAUUGCAGGCCAUAGCUGGUUAAGCUCUACUAGCUUCCCUUAUUCCUUGGGUUUAUAAACUGUGGUCUAAGGAAAUCUAAUUUAUUAUUUAAUAAUCGAGUAGUUUGAUCGUAAACGAAGCAACUAUUAAUUGUUUGGGUGUGACGUGAUACGUAAUCUACAUAAAAGAUUGAGAGAGAAAUAGUGAUAUAUAUUGAUUUUAUUAUAUUGAUUAAAUGAAUACAAGACCUUGUCUGCUUAUACA
This is a messenger RNA of Lactuca saligna, 1848 nucleotides long. NCBI's taxonomy places the organism in Eukaryota, Viridiplantae, Streptophyta, Magnoliopsida, Asterales, Asteraceae. The record is from the annotation of a GenBank genome assembly.